This is a messenger RNA of Neltuma alba, 2627 nucleotides long. RefSeq names its product probable galacturonosyltransferase 6. Lineage: Eukaryota; Viridiplantae; Streptophyta; Magnoliopsida; Fabales; Fabaceae. Gene Ontology annotation, molecular function: polygalacturonate 4-alpha-galacturonosyltransferase activity. The transcript has 9 exons. The record is from RefSeq and is a predicted model, not a curated record. The coding region runs from base 308 to 2188 and encodes 626 amino acids.
CUCACUCCAUAAAUUAAACCAAACUACUCGUAAAAUAAACAAGUGAGAGAAAGCAAAACUGCCCUUUCUCACAGACACAGGCGAACAUGGACGGAGCUGCUCCUCCCCUCCUCCUCUCUCUCUAGAAAGCGCAAAGGAUCACAGACUUGAAAAGGGACGCGGCGCAUCACUCAAAACCCUAGGGAUGGCCCUGUGUGUUCCUUCCUUCUCAUCGAAGCAUCGACAAAUUCUCCGCGAUCUGAAUCUUUGAAAUGUGCUUCUUCGGAACCAGGGUCAUAGUCAGUUCUAUUUCCCCCUCGUUACGUCGAUGAUCCAGUUUCGUCGACGCCAGAGGAUCUUCAUCCUCUCUCUGCUCUCUCUUACUGUCUUUGCGCCUCUCCUUUUAUUCUCUGACCGGCUUAAACUGAUCGCUUUUAACGGUCGGAAUGAGCUCGCGGAUGAUCUAUCGAGUAUUACAUACAGGACAGAUACCUUAAAAUUGAAUUCCAUAGAAAAGGAAGAUGCUAGAGAAUUAGAAGAGCCAAAACAAGUUGUUUACAAAGAAAACGAUUUUGUCCCAAGGAUUAGUUACAGUUCCAAACAGAGUAAUGAUUCUGAAGAAUCUGGAAUUGUAGGGUACAGAAGUAAGUUUCUGAUGAGAAAUGUUCCAGGAUUCAAUGAUGACAAAAAGGAAAACCAGCAAAUUCAUCAGAAAGGAUCUUCUUCCAUUUCUGAAGAAAAGAAGAAAUUUGAUGAAACAGUUUCACAAUAUCAGAGAAUGAACACUCAAUCACAAAGAACAAAAUAUGAAAAUAUUUGGAGAAAUGAGCAACCUGAUCGGAAGGCAUCACAACAUCGUCCGACUUUACACCCUCAGUCACAUAAAGCAUCAAAUGAGAGGGUAAUGGAGAUUAAAGACCAAAUUAUUAGAGCCAAAGCAUACUUGCUGUUUGCACCACCUAGCAGCACCUCACGCUUGGUGAAGGAGUUGAAGCUGCGGAUUAAAGAGAUGGAACAAAUAAUUGGAGAAGCCAAUAAGGAUUCAGAUUUACCAAGGAGUGCUUUGCAGAAAAUGAAACACAUGGAUGGUACAUUGUCCAAAGCUGACCAUGCUUACCCACACUGCCAUCUUAUGGCUUCAAAGCUUCGUGCACUGAACUACAAUGCUGAAGAGCAAGUUCGGACUCAGCUAGCUCAAGUGUCAUUUCUUGUUCAUCUUGCUGCAAGGACCACCACUAAAGGCCUCCACUGCCUUGCUAUGCGGCUGACUUCAGAAUACUAUGCUCUGAGACCUGAGGAGAGGAAGUUUCCAAAUGAAAAUAAGAUCAAUAAUCCUGAGCUUUAUCACUAUGCUCUCUUCUCUGAUAAUGUUCUGGCGUGUGCAGUCGUUGUUAACUCCACUGUUUCUACUGCCAAGGAACCCGAGAAACUUGUUUUCCAUUUGGUGACCAAUUCACUCAAUUUUCCAGCAAUCUCGAUGUGGUUCUUAUUAAAUCCACCGGGCAAAGCCACUCUCCAAAUACAAAAUAUGGACAACUUUAAAUGGAUGUCCAAAUACGGUGGCUUCAAGAGACAAAAUUUUAGUGAUCCCAGAUAUAGUUCUGAACUCAACUACCUUCGCUUCUAUCUACCGGACAUCUUCCCUGCUCUUGAUAAGAUUAUUCUCUUGGAUCAUGAUGUGGUGGUGCAACAAGAUCUAAGUAGCCUAUGGAAUGCCAAUAUGAAGGAAAAAGUAAAUGGAGCUGUCGGAACUUGUAAAGAAGGUGAUACUUCAUUCUACAGGAUCAAUACGCUCAUCAAUUUCUCAGAUCCAUUUAUUGCAGAGAGGUUUGAUGACAAUGCAUGCACAUGGGCGUUUGGGAUGAACGUGUUUGAUUUGCAACAGUGGAGGAGACUGGAUUUAACUGCUGUCUACCACAAAUAUUUGGAAAUGGGUUCUAAGAGGCCAUUAUGGAAUGCUGGAAGUCUGCCUAUUGGGUGGCUCACCUUCUAUAACAAGACAAUGGUAUUGGAAAGACGGUGGCAUGUUCUUGGCCUUGGUUAUAACUCAGGCAUAGAUCGCAAUGAAAUUGAGCGUGCCGCUGUUAUACACUAUGAUGGAAUUAGGAAACCAUGGCUGGAUAUUGCAAUGGGAAGAUACAAGGGUUAUUGGACCAAAUUUAUUAAUUAUGAUCGCUCGUUAUUGCAACAGUGCAAUCUGCAUGAGUAGGACAAAUAUUCCCACCUUGCUCGUGUUAAUUGACUAAUCUGAUGGCAUAUUGUUUGCUUCUUCGCUCUAUUCUUUCCUGUUCUUUGGCGGUUCUGAUUGUAAAGCCCUUCGUACCUCCUCAACAAUCUUCUAUACAUGACUUGUUGGAAAGCUUAGCCAGUUUAUAGUGACAAUUGGGAUGGAAAUAAGAGUUAGAGGCGUUUUAGCUGUUUGCAGAUUCUAUUCGUUCUUGUGUAAAUAAUUCACCUUCGCUGCUCUUAUUUAAUGAUCCCACCUUAGUUAGAGGGAUUGGUAUCAGGUCUUUACAUUGCCCGCAAGAACAAAUUUUACAUGCUAUUUGUUGGAAUGAGAGCUGUGUUCUUGAACUGUAGUGUCAAUGAUCGAUUUAUUUUUAUCUUGUGAAACAUGAUGCUUUAAGUUAGUGGGAUUCAAGUGUUCA